Tremella mesenterica DSM 1558 is the source of this 1185-nucleotide messenger RNA. RefSeq lists its product as uncharacterized. Bases 54 to 875 code for a protein of 273 amino acids. Lineage: Eukaryota; Fungi; Basidiomycota; Tremellomycetes; Tremellales; Tremellaceae. Gene Ontology annotation, cellular component: nucleus; cytoplasm. The record is from RefSeq and is a predicted model, not a curated record. The transcript has 9 exons.
AUUUUAAAAGUCAACCAUUUCUUUGUUGUACUUUGUUUUCUUACUUCCUCAUCAUGGUCAUGCGAGUGCUGGCACUCUGCGGUUUCACUCAGAACGCUCAUAUCUAUUCAAAGCAGUUAGGUGCGAUUCGGAAGACAUGCAAAGAGGUUGAAUUUGUUUUCUGCGAACCACCGGUGGUCGUGAAGAAAGCCGACAUGCCAUGGGCUCAGAGUACGGCGUCUUUCGGUUCAGACGCUACCACCGACGAAGAUGCUCAAACACCUGAGACGACACCUCGAGCAUGGUUCCUGUCCAGAGAUCGAUCAUCCCUCUUGGGUAUGUUUUCUCCUCUUCCAUAUUCUAGUCUAUCUGACUUUUCAGAAAUACCAGAAACGAUGGCUUACAUGCACGACUUUUUAGUCCGUCAUGGUCCCUUCGACGGUGCCAUGGGAUUUUCACAAGGAGGGUGCAUGGCUGCACUACUUGCUGCUUUACUCGAGAAACCCAAUCUUGACCCGAGUUGGCCGAGCGAACCCCGAAUUCCUCCCUUCAAAUUCAUCAUAUGCGUCGGUGGAUUUUUUCCCAACACCACCAACCCGAAUUUCUACCCUUGGUUCCCUCUACCGGCUCAUUUAUCAACACUUCAUGUGAUAGGAAAGAACGACGUCAUCGUUACUGAAGAAAGGAGUAGGGGUCUUAUUGCUCAAUGUGAAAAUGCUCGUGUGGAAUAUCACGAAGGUGGACAUUUCACACCCUCGAAGGCUUCCUGGAGGCAUUUCUUCAACGCUUACAUCAUGUCAUUCGUCCCCGGUGGAGAUCAAGGAGAUGUUCCACCUCCUUCAUCUUUCGGUCCAGGAGGAAAGAGCGGUAUCUCAACCCCUAUCCUUCCCGAAUGAAAAAUUGUCAUCAUCUCAUCACCAUUUCGCAAUUUUGCUGUGUACCGUACCUAGCUACAUAGGCUAGCUUGAAUAUCCGACUUGCGAUCAUCUUCAAUCUUCUCGAACAGAAAGGGAUUUCUUGCGGCUCGAGACAUGCGGCAUGCGGCAAGAGCGAAAAAUGAGGUACAAGGGGAAGGGGAAGGGGGGAGAUGUUGGGACACGGACGUUUUGAAUAGAUAAGACAAAGGAUCUAAAAUGUUUAGGUUAGAUUAUCAUUAUUUUAGACUACCAUCAUACAGUAAAAUGCAUAGAAAGAAUAAAAAAAUUC